Messenger RNA from Anopheles funestus (African malaria mosquito), 1161 nucleotides. RefSeq lists its product as uncharacterized. Lineage: Eukaryota; Metazoa; Arthropoda; Insecta; Diptera; Culicidae. Bases 581 to 1003 code for a protein of 140 amino acids. The transcript has 3 exons. The record is from RefSeq and is a predicted model, not a curated record.
CGUGUACCGUCUAUUUUAUGAAGUGCGUUAGCGCGAACGAUCGAUCGAUCAAGGGUCGCGUUUGUCUUUUCGCUGAUCCAUGAUCACAUCUGGUGGCUCGUAUCUUAGCCAUACCAUACCAGAAACCACACGUAGGAAGGAGAUCGCUAGAGCGCUCUUGCACCGUCUACGCGAAAGAGAACCACGCGCGUGAAACGAAAGACUUGGCCGGCGGGCAAAGCGACGAACCUGCUCGCAUCGAUUGGUGCGGGAAUUUGACGUUGCUGAAAAGUGCCGACUGGCACGGCGCACGUUUGACGGUUGGGGCAGCUUACGUGCGCGCUCUGUGAGGAUAGCGCGUGCACGGUGGACGUUGUACCGGACGGGACUACUCCGAGGUCCGCAGUCGCACGUCGUGAGUGCCAUCGGUAGCAUCUCGCGCGAAGUGAAACGCUAGUUCAUCUCAGUCGAGCUGGAAGCAUUUUUGUGGCUGGAUCCGUUGUACGCGUGACUACUGUACUGUACCGUACGCUAGCCUGUGGAAGUGUGUCGAUGUGAAUGAGAGAUUUGCUUUUAGUGACACGAAUCAGUGAAUAUCAACAUGCGCGAUAAGCUGCUGCUAGUGCUCGGUGCGUGCUGUACGCUGGCCUAUCUUCAGGUGGCCAGAAGCGAGCUGAGUGAUUAUGAAAUCGAUUACGAUGAGGAAGGUUUUUGGAUUGGCCACGGGCUAGGCAAUCGCAAGGAAGGCGACGAAAUCCUGAAGGUGCUGCACAAAUCGGUUGGCCCGUUCGUCGAGCCGCAAAACGUUACCGUCGUGGAGAAGUUUACUGCGGCGGACGGUGAAAGUAUUACGUUUACACAAUUCAACUCAUCUAAGGUGCUAACAUACUUCCACGAGGUGGUCCUGGAUUUCAAUCCGAAAAACUUCUACAUCCGGCUGAAGCUGUUCAACAUUACCAGCUUACGGCUGCAGCGAACGGUGUACGGGUUUCGAUCGAACGCAAUCAAACCGGAUGUGAGCUAGAAAUGGUCUCCCCCUGUACGCCAUAAUGCGCUGCUAACCAGUAGGAUUUAGUCGCUGUUUUCCGUAAUAAGUUAACUGUUGGUAUUGUAAAGAUUAAGCUUAGUGCAUAAGGAAUAAAACCAAAAAUCUCUUACAUCACUCAUUAUGUAUGCGUGGAA